Molecule: messenger RNA, 6181 nt
Organism: Ahaetulla prasina
Lineage: Eukaryota; Metazoa; Chordata; Lepidosauria; Squamata; Colubridae
Gene: NCAPG2
Product: non-SMC condensin II complex subunit G2
Exons: 29
Coding region: 660-4070 (1136 amino acids)
Biological process (GO): mitotic sister chromatid segregation
Cellular component (GO): condensin complex; nucleus
Source: RefSeq, a predicted model, not a curated record
UUUACCAAUCCCUGGCGUUGUUUUUAUUGACCAGAAUCAUCAAGGACAGUGUUGAGAUCUAUUAAAAUAAAAAAUGAAAAAACAAAAAAACAGAAGUGCAGUCUGAGGAACAGAACUGAGGAAUUCUGUGAGUUGAAAUCCGCCCGUCAGCAAAGCGACGAUACAUUGCAUAAUUCGAACCAAAUUAAUAGCGCAGGUUUUUUUUUUCCUUCUUAUUGUUGUACAUUUCUGGCUUGCAUUCCAGUUACGCAUGGGGAUCAUAGGAGUUGUAGUCCAUCCCAUCCGGAGUGUGGAAGGAAGGCUUCCUAAGCAACAAGACGACAUCUGCAACAAUAAGGUAGGGCGGCAGCGAGUCAGCGCGCAUGCUCAGUAACAGUCAUUUGGCAGUGUCGGCCGCGGGAGAAUUUGAAUCUGACAGCGGAAGCGCCAAAUUGAAUCGGUGGCUGUAAAUACGGGAGAAGCGGAAAAGUGAGCCCGGCCACCUCUGCCCGUGGAAAACCGCGUACGUUUGAACGGAUGCCGGAUAGGGAGCAUCUCCUCGUCGCGAAUCCCGAAUUCGAGAGCCUGUUAAAUAAAAAGUGUUCAAGUUACUAGGCCUCAAGAAUCUGUAGCGACGCCUACCAGGAAAGCGGACGUCUGUGAACUACAAAUAGUAUACCAUGAAAAAACAUGAGGCUUUCCUAAAGGCUAUAUGUAAGGAUUCCAUUGAAGAGUUUUUGCAUUUCAUCCAACUUCAUAAUGAUGCGUCAAAUCGCUUUGAUCUACAUGAACUGGUUCAAGAGCUAUCAAGAAAACAAAAAGAGACAUUGUGGAAUAGAUUAAAGGACUUGUUAGCAAAAGUUUUGCUAGAUAAUCCCAUAGAAGAACAGCAAAGAGUGAAGGAUGACAGCAUGGAAACUGAAAAAAAUGCAAUGCAGAAGCAAAGUACAGCUGUGAUUCAAGGUGUAGCAACUAUAGUUACUGCAUCUGUUCCUACAUUAGAUGAAAAUAUUGACAUCAAAGCUCUUUUAGAAUGUGCUGUGAUAUUAAAUGGCAUUCUCUCUCUACUACCGGAUUCUGAAAAAUCUCUGUCGGGAGCCAUUCAGUGCCUUUCAGAAUGCUGGUGGGAGAAGGGAUUAGAAGGAAAAGAACAAUUUGGGAAAACUGCUUUUUUGAUGCUUCUGAGGAAGAGUCUGGGGAAGAAAACUAUCGUGGGGCAAGAUAUAACCCGCCUAUGGCACCUUCACCCUGUUCUGCUGUGUUUUGAUUAUGACUCAGAAGAGAGUAAUGAAAUUAAAGAUUUAUUACUUCAGUUCUUUAUGAUCCCAGGCUGCUUCAAAAAAGAAGAGGGGAGAAGAUUCUUGAGCUUCCUUUUUACAUGGAAUGUAAAUUUCAUUAAGCUGAUACAUGGGACUAUUAAAAAUCAACUCCUGUGUUUUCCUAGGUCCCUGAUGAACCAUGUCGCUGAGAUUUACUUCAGAGCCUGGAAGAAGAGUUCAGGGGAAAUACUAGAGGUAAUUGAAUAUAGCUGCAUUCAGGAUUUCAUGCAUCAUGCAAUUCAUCUUCCCCGGAAGUCCCCCCUACACGCUAAAGUGCGAGAGAUGCUGAGCUAUUUCCACAAACAAAAUAAAUGUCGCCAAGGAGUUGAAGAAGUUCUUUAUAGACUUUAUCAACCUAUUCUUUGGAGAGCUUUGAAGGCCAUGAAUGCUGAGAUUCGUUCAAAUGCAGCACUAAUUUUUGGUGAUGCAUUCCCUAUUCUGGAUCCCAGUUUUAACAAAAAUGAUAUGGAAAAAGAAAUCCAGAGGCAAUUUGAUGAACUUUUUGCUCUCUUAGAAGAUCCUCGGCCCAUAAUCCGUUCAACAGGAAUACUUGGAGUUAGUAAAAUAACAUGUAAAUAUUGGGAGAUGAUUCCGGCAGCAGUGCUUGCUGAACUCAUGAAAUCUUUGAUUGAAAAUCUUGCCUUUGAUGCAAGUUCGGCUGAUGUCCGAUGUGCCGUUUUUAAAUGCUUGCCUAUAAUUUUGGACAAUAUACUGAGCCACCCAUUACUGGAACAGCUUCUGCCAACCCUGAAAUACAAUCUCCAUGACAAUUCGGAGAAAGUUAGGGUGGCUUUCGUUGAUAUGUUGCUGAAAAUUAAGGCUACGAAGGCUGCAAAGUUUUGGAAAAUUUGUCCUGUAGAGCACCUCUUAACUCGCCUUGAGACUGAUUCACGGCCCGUGUCCCGGAGGCUAGUAAAUCUUCUGAUCAGCUCUUUCUUGCCCAUCAGUCAACCGGAAGUGUGGUGUGAACGCUGUGUGACACUCAUCCAAAUGAAUGCAUCUGCAGCUAGAACGUUCUAUCAAUACACUCAUGAGUACGCUAGUCCCACCAAUAUAGCUAAACUCAUGCUUACCAUUCGGAAUUGUUUGAACGGCUGUAUCCAAAAGCAAUUAAAGGAAUCUGAGAGUGGAGAUGAAUACAGUGAGAAAGAAAACAUGACUGAAACUGAUCAUUUACUUUCGGUUGAUGACAUACCUUCCAUGGCUGGCUUGCUUGAAAUUAUUGUAAUUCUCUGGAGGAGUAUUCAGAAACCGCUUGAUUGCAAUGAAGAAGCAAAAAAACACAUUGUCCAAAAGUUCGCUUCUGUGCUACCAACAUAUUUAAAAAUAUUUAAGGACGAUCGUUGUGUGUCUCCAAUAAUUAUCCUGGCAUCUUUCAUCCCACCUACUGCUAUUCCUACAUUCAGUUGCGGUGUGAUUUCAAAACUGAAGAACUUGGAAAAUGGUGUGACUGAAAAGAAGUAUUCCACCCUACUUGACUGUCUGUGUCGCUGGGGCAAAUUAGGACAUAUCCUUGAAUUAAUCUGUGAUUGGAUAACGGCUGAGCCAAGGAAUAGAGAGACUAAUAAGACUCGACGGCGAGUAAAAAUCCAAGAAACGGAUGAGCCCAAGCCGGAACUGGCCCUUGAUUAUUUAGAAUAUUUACUGACUCAUUAUAUGAACCGAAACUGCCUUUUGUCACUCUCCAGAACGAAAUUGAACCAGCUUCUGAAAGUUCUUGAAUGCGGAAAGGAUGCGCUGGAUUCUUAUAUUCAAGGGUGUGACCCGGCAUAUCGUGGCUUUUAUCAAGCAACGGCAGUGAGAGCUUUCAGCCUCUACUGUAGAUUCAGUAUACAUCUUUUACAUAAGUUUGUCUCUGAAGAACAGGAUUACCUCUCAGCUUUGGGGCACAUGGGGACCUGGAUAGAAAACAGCAUUCUGCCUCAUUUUUUGUUAGAAGAAGAAGAGGGUUCCUUGAGGCCAUCCAAUGAAAUCUCUCAUCUGGUGAUUCAGACUUACCUAGCGGUGUGCAAAGAUCUUAUAGCUGUUGGACUUGGUGAUUUCGAAUUUCAAGCUUAUCUUCUGAACCUGGCAGCUAGGAUCAUAUCCAGAAGAAAAGGCUUCGUUUUCAUUCCAACGUUACUUUCUAUCCUGAGAGAGAUUGUCGAAGCUUUCUUAGCCUGUGACAUUGUCAACCCUGAUUGCAUAAUAGAACUUCUAACUAAUGUUCAGAAAAUGUUCCAGAAAAUUCUAGAGUCUAUGGCACUUACUCUCAGAAGACAAGAAGAAGGGAUACAGUUAAUUCACUCUGCUCGAGAGCCUCUUGGAGAAUUUGUACAUGUAGUCCAGUCCUGCGUGUUGAUUUUUCCAGAGAUUUAUGAAGGAGUUAUUUCUUCUCUUUUAGCUGCAGUAGUGGUUGAGAUAAAUUGCAGCUUGAAAAAAAAGCUAUCGGAUACAGAAAAACUAAUAACACCUAAGAGAUUCUUAGAUCUCCCACCACUUUCAAGCGUUUUAAUGGCAAUUGUGAAUAAAUCAGCAAAUGGAGCUAGGUCUUUUCUAAAUGAAUUACUGGAAUACAUUGAGUCUGAAGAAUGUGAAGGAAUUAUUAGCCUUACCACCAGUGUGUACAUUGUUGCUUUAAUUAAAGGUAAACAAAAACCUUCCUUUAUAAACACCAUUGCAGCUACUCUUCAGAAAAAAAUAACAGUGUACAACGAAAUUACCAAGGAAGGCGUGGAAAGACUGCUCUGUGAAGCUGCUUUGGGCAUUGUGAAUGAAAUGUUGGAUCCUUGAUCACGUAGACAAGAGAAUGGGAUGGAAGAUGUAUUUAAAACUUUUCAAAGAGAACCAUAUGCCUUAUAAGUUUUUGCCUCGAGUAAAAAAGAAUAUUGUUUUGACUGCUUUUUCUUUGACAUAUUUUUGUUAUUUUUGUUAAAAAAUUGAGUUGUGGUUCAAAAAAUAGAUUUUAUAAAAAAUGUACAUAUGUUUAAAAAUGCUAGUAUUUUAUACUGUAAAUGGUUGUGUUAUUCCUUGUACAUGUACUUUAAAGAAGGCGUGACCAAGCUUUUGGCUUCCCUGGGUCACAUUACAUGAAGAGGAUUUGUCUUAGGUCGCAUAUAAAAUAUCAAAUAUAGCUAAUGUAUAUAAAUACUGCUAAAAUUGCCUAAUAAUGUUAAAAAUUUCUGUAGGAGAUGAGCAAGUGGAGCCCAAGAGAGGGGUCAAGUGUAUCAUACAUUUUCAGUCCUUUCACGGCCAUAAGAAUACGACCCUCCUUGAAUUUUAUAAAUUCUUAUCCAUUUUGCUUUGACCAUUAGCAGCUCAGAUUUUGUAGAGAGUAUUUGCAUGCAAUAAAUCCAUAUUCAUUUGAACCACUCUGGUUCCUGCUUUCUUACAUUUGACAGUUUAUGAUCUUGUGGGGCCACAUUACUAUCCGCCCAGGAUUGCACGUAGCCCACAGGUUGGACACUCCUGCUUUAAAGAAAUUUGUGCUUUGAAUAGUUGGAACUUUUCUCAUUAAAUCUUUUUUUUGAAGAAUAGCAUGAACUCAUAAAGCAUGUAUUUUCAAUUACUAAUGCUUAACUAAAGGAUUAUAUAUAUAUAUAUUAAACACUGAGUGAUGGUGGUUGCUGGCAGGAUCAGUGAUAGUAGAAAUUUUCAUUCCAAUAACUAAUACUAAUAAUGAAUAACUUAAACUUUGGAAAUAUAUGAUGUUUUGGAUUCAUUUUCAAAACAGUGGUUCAAGUUAUGUGGGAAGGGGAAAACAGAAUUUUUCUACAACUCUUUAAAGGAGCCCUGUCUUUUUUCUAGGAUCAAGGGAAAAUUGAAAUUGAAAUUGAAAUUCUAGGAUCAAGGGAAAAUUGCAUCAUUAUAAGAAAAGACAUAGCUGCUUUAAAGAGUCAUAGACAAGUUGUACAUUUGUACAUAUUUUAGAAAACCUUUCCCUGAUUAUUUCUUUAACGUUAUACAGUCCUGUAAAAGAUGCAUGCUAUCUGUAAGGAACAUUAUUAGAAGAACAUACUCUAUAACAGAGUUGCCCAAACUUUCUGGGUUGGGGGGAGCAGGUGCCUUUACCCGCGCAAGUGCAUGUGAACGGGGCUGUGAAUUUGCGCAGUGCUCGCGGUGGCACUAGCGCAAGUGGAGGGGAUGCCACAGUUCUAUAGUUGUUCAUGCAUGUUUCUAUAAGUUGUUCCUUGAUUACUUAACACAAACAGAAAUUUUGCAUCUUUCCUCUACAUCGUGGCAAGCAAGAGUCUCAUUGAUAAUAUAUCAUAGGUCACUAAUAGAGCAGUCAUUGUUAAGGAAAGGGGGUUUGGGUUUAUCAGAUUUGAAACUGUAUUUUGAUACUUGUUUUUUGAUUUGGCUAAAAGAGAGUGAACCUUCAGAAUAAGAUGCAUGACCUAGAAGGUCAUGAAUUAAGAUUUGGAUCACACGGCUACUUACGGUAUGACAAAGUUAAAGUAAAUGUUGAUUUCAACAGCUACUUCGUUAGACAUGUCAUUCUAAAAGUUGGAAUAAAUAUAAAGUUUUUUUACGAGAUGCCUCUGGAUUUCCCCACAGGAAGCUUUUUUAAAAAGAGAAAUGAUGAAGUUGGACUGGUGGACAUGGUAAAAUAAUAUCUUAAUUUUGGUUAUCCUACCCUCAAAUCCAAGGAAGAGCUAGAAUCAGAAGGAUAUGUCUGCUAUUGGUUUACAUAUCUACAACUGAAAGAGAUCUAAAUUAGACAAGAAGAGUUAUGGGUUUGACUUCGUUAAAAAUGAAUUGGAAAUUUUACUGUGUGGUAGUGAUGAGCAUAUUGCUAAAGUCUAAAACAUUACUGAAUUUAAAUUUGGAAAGUGAACACGUAAAGCAUUGUAUGAUUCAACGGGCAAGGAAUUUUGGAUAUAAUGUAAUACUUGAACAAUGGG